GGUGAGAGCCCCCACAGCCCACUGAUGACCUACGAAGCCAUGAGCCUGGAUGUGCAGCACCUCCUGACCCGCCUGGGCAUCACCAAGUGCAUCCUCCUGGGACACAGCAUGGGUGGCAAGACGGCCAUGACACUGGCCUUGCAGAGGCCAGAACUGGUGGAGCGCCUCAUCUCCGUAGACAUCAGUCCCAUCUCAACCAUACCCGUCUCUGAAUUCUCUGCCUAUAUCUCUGCCAUGAAGUCGGUGACGAUCCCAUCUGGUCUGUCCCGCUCUGCAGCCCGCCAGAUGGCUGACGAGCAGCUGCAGCCUGUGGUCCAGCUCCCGCAACUGAGACAGUUCCUCCUCACCAACUUGGUGGAAGUGGAGGGUCGUUACAUCUGGCGGGUGAAUUUGGAGGCUAUUUCCCACCACUUGGCAGAUAUCAUGAACUUCCCUGUCUUCCACAAGCCGUAUCUGGGCCCUGCGCUCUUCUUGGGAGGAUCCAAGUCACCCUAUAUCAGCUCCAAAGACUACCCGGAGAUCCGGCGCCUCUUCCCCAAGGCAGAUGUCCAGUACAUCGAAGGUGCAGGCCACAUAGUCCAUCAGGAUAAAUUUGAAGAAUUCAUCACUGCUGUCCUCAAUUUCCUGCCACCGCCGUAG
Messenger RNA from Mesitornis unicolor (brown roatelo), 639 nucleotides. It is a transcript of the gene ABHD11, whose product is annotated as abhydrolase domain containing 11. The record is from RefSeq and is a predicted model, not a curated record. The transcript has 4 exons. Lineage: Eukaryota; Metazoa; Chordata; Aves; Mesitornithiformes; Mesitornithidae. Gene Ontology annotation, cellular component: mitochondrion. The annotation marks the transcript as partial.